Messenger RNA from Camellia sinensis, 1911 nucleotides. NCBI's taxonomy places the organism in Eukaryota, Viridiplantae, Streptophyta, Magnoliopsida, Ericales, Theaceae. The record is from RefSeq and is a predicted model, not a curated record.
GAUUGAGAUAUGAGAUAAAAGUAAAGGAGUGAGUUGAAAGAGUAAAAAAGAAACAAAGGUUGAGAAAGAUGGCAGAGAUUGGAGGGAGCUUCUUUGCUUGUAGUCAUUUGCAGUUGAGAAGCAGCAUGAACAACACUAGUAGCAGGAGUCUCUAUAAUAUGCCAUUUCCUAGCUUGCUUUCUUCAAGAGGACAGAACAAGAAGAGACAACUGAGAAGAACAAUGGCGGCUUCCCUAACAACAUCAGCACCGAAACGAGAAAAAGAUCCGAAGAAACGAAUCGUGAUAACGGGAAUGGGGCUAGUCUCUGUGCUUGGAAACGACGUGGAUUCAUUCUACGAAAAACUUCUCAAUGGGGAGAGUGGGAUAAGCUUAAUCGACAAGUUCGAUGCUUCAGAAUAUCCUGUACAGAUUGCUGGCCAGGUCCGAGGUUUCUCCGGCGACGGCUAUGUCGACUUGGAGAAAUAUCAGAAUAUUGAUGACUGCUGGAAGUAUUCAUUGUUUGCAGCAAAGACAGCUCUCCAAGAUGCCAACCUUACUCCUCAAGUCAUUAAAAAUCUAGACAGGUCAAAAAUGGGAGUAGUGGUGGGAUCAGGUGCAGGAGGUAUAAAAACAUUAUGCAAUGCAAUAGACGCACUCCUGAAACAAGAAUACAACAAGAUAUUAACCUCUUACUACCCAACCAAUAUGGGCCCAGCACUGUUAGCCAUUGAAACGGGGUUUAGUGGGCCCAUUUACUCCAUCUCAACGGCCUGUGCCAGCGGGAAUUAUUGCCUGUGUGCUGCCGCAAACCACAUCAGAAAAGGGGAAGCGGAGAUCAUGCUAGCAGGUGGAGCAGACGCCGGAGUUAUUCCCAGCGGUAUCUGCGGAUUCAUGGCCUGUAAAGCACUGUCAACCAGGAAUGAUGAACCCCAAAAGGCUUCUAGGCCUUGGGAUCAACAUCGUGAUGGUUUUGUUUUGAGUGAAGGCUCUGCUGUCCUGGUAUUGGAGAGCUUGGAGCAUGCAAGGAAGAGAGGAGCAAGGAUAAUAGCAGAAUACCUAGGAGGAGCCAUAACAUGUGAUGCUCAUCACCUCACUGAUCCUCGCUCUGAUGGACUUGGUGUUGCUACCUGCAUUUCCAAGAGCCUCUACAAUGCUGGUGUCUCUCCUGAAGAGGUGAAUUACAUAAAUGCUCAUGCAACGUCGACGCGUGUAGGAGAUUUAGCAGAGGUCAGUGCAGUCAAGAAGAUUUUCAAGAACCAGCUCCACCAAAUCAAGAUGAAUGGAACUAAGUCAAUGGUUGGACAUGCGAUUGGGGCAGCUGGUGCAUUAGAAGCCAUAGCAACUGUAAAAGCAAUUGCUACUGGUUGGCUACAUCCAACGAUCAACCAAUAUAACUUAGAACCUGAGGUUACAAUAGACACUCUGCCAAACACCAAGAAAAAGCAUGAUGUUAAUGUCGCUAUCUCCAACUCAUUUGGCUUUGGAGGACACAAUUCAGUUGUGGUUUUUGCUCCCUUUACAUCCUAAGAAGGGCUCUCAAGGGAUAGAACAGUUUCCUCCCAGCAGAUACACAGAAUUAAGUGAAUCACAGCAUAUGUUGAUGCAUGCAUGAGCUUGGGCAAUUAUGGGCGACAUGAUCUCCACCUCUACAAUAUGAUUAAGGUUUACCCAUUAUGGUUGUUAUUAUCAGGGACUGACCCAGGAAUUUACCUUUUUUGGGGAAGCCUAAAUUCAUCAACAUAAUAGUAAAAUAUAUUAUAUUUCAGAUAUUAAAGGCCUUUUUCAUUUUUUUUUUUCUUUCCUUUUAUAUAUUUAGAAAGAUUAGUAAAAUAUCUUAUGGCAUGUACUUGUGUUCUAUUAGGUUUUAGGGUCCAUUAUGUAAGUUGUUUGGAAGCUAAUAUAUAUUUUUGGGGAGUUUUUAUUUAGACAA